CAGGCCUCCAGGAAUGGCUCGGGGAAAGUGGCCAAGAAAAAAGAAUUAGGCUUUUCGACAUCAACAAUUACCUGUAAUAACUGCGGAACGGACAAGACCAGUAGAUGGAGGAAUAAUAAAACUAUGUGUAACGCCUGCUUUUUGUGGCCCAAACAUCACCGUGGGACUUAACUUCUGUUACAAGAAAUAUGUAUCAACUGCACCACCACAACAACAACUAGGUGGUGGGGCCAAAAAUGACAUGCUUGUCAUCAAUGGCAAAUGAACCACAAUGGGAUUACCUGUAAAAACUGUGGCACUGACCAGACCAGUAAAUGGAGAAAAAAGAAUACAAUGUGCAACGCCUGCUUUCAAUGGCCGAAUAAUCACCGUGGGAAAAUCUGUAACAACUGUAACACUGUGACAUCAUCAAAAUGGUGGAAAGGUGGCACAGAAUGCAACGCGUGCAAUCAGUACUACAAGAAUCACGGUGGGGAAAAAUGCAAUAACUGCAACAAAACAAUUAAUCUAAAAUCAAACAAAAAAUGGUUGUACAAAGAUUCAGACGGCCAGUUUUGUGUUGAAGAAAAUAGUGCAGACGGGGAAAAAUAUCGAGUGUGCGCAAAAUGCAACUUGAACAUCCGUAGAAGAGAAAGAUGCAAUAACUGCAACAAAACAAUUAAUCUAAAAUCAAACAAAAAAUGGUUGUACAAAGAUUCAGACGGCCAGUUAUGUAAAGAAGAUAAUGGAGACGGGGAACAAUAUCCAGUUUGCAGCAAAUGCAACCUAAACAUCCGUAGAAGAGAAAGAUGCAAUAACUGCAACAAAACAAUUAAUCUAAAAUCAAACAAAAAAUGGUUGUACAAAGAUUCAGACGGCCAGUUAUGUAAAGAAGAUAAUGGAGACGGGGAACAAUAUCCAGUUUGCAGCAAAUGCAACCUAAACAUCCGUAGAAGAGAAAAAUGCACUAAUUGCAACAAGAACAUUAAACAAAAUCAAACAAAAGAUGCUUACAAAAAUAUGCAGACGGCCAAUUCUGGAUACAAAAAAAUGCAGACGGGGAAAAUUAUGUAGUUUGCACCGCCUGUAACACCAAAAUCCCGUACAAUUUAAUCGAUGUGAAUGAUGAUGCUACAUAACUGUAAAUUUCAUAACUGAACAAUUCAAUGCAAUGUACUGAGUUAGAUUAAGGAACUGUGACGCUAUUUAUUGUAUUGCUGUACAUGAAACGAAUAAAGAAGUUUUAAAUUGAAUUGAGUACUCCUAUCAA
Molecule: messenger RNA, 1249 nt
Organism: Macrosteles quadrilineatus (aster leafhopper)
Lineage: Eukaryota; Metazoa; Arthropoda; Insecta; Hemiptera; Cicadellidae
Exons: 9
Coding region: 262-1053 (263 amino acids)
Biological process (GO): regulation of DNA-templated transcription
Molecular function (GO): sequence-specific DNA binding
Source: RefSeq, a predicted model, not a curated record